AUGCUUUUGGAGCUUCGCAAUCUCAGAAUCACCUUGCACAACUCCCGGAGCUACCUUCUGCUUAAUCUCAUUGAGCUCUCCGAUCUGUUCCGGGAGGUGGCGUCCUGGUCUCCGCGUUUACAGGUGGAGACCCGUGAGGCCAGUGCCAAAGCUGAAGUGGGCACCCACUGCGCAUCCACAGAGCCAGAAUGUCGCGUUGGGGUGGGGCCCUCGCUUUAUCCACCAGUGAGGAGCACCCGCCCAGGAGAGCCCACUCAGCACUCCCCGGCACCAAGGUCUCCGGCUCAGAGCUCGCCUGCCUGCAUCUACUCAGGCCCAGCCCUCAUCCUGCACAACGAUGAGGUCACAGUCACAGAGGAUAAGACCAAUGCCCUCCUUAAAGCAGCGGGUGUAAAUGUGGGACCUUUCUGGAGGAACUUGUUUGCAAAGGCCCUGGCCAGUGUCAACAUCUGGAGCCUCAUCUGCGAGGUAGGGGCUGGAGGAGCCACCCCAGCAGGAGAUCCCGCUCCCCCCUCCGGGGCUGCCCCUGCGGAGAAGAAAGUGGAAGCAAAGAAAGAAGAAUCGGACGAGUCUGGUGAUGACACACGUUUUGGUCUUUUGGACCACACCUCUCCCAUUUGCCUGGCUAGGAGACUUCUUGGCUCCCACGUGGCCCUCGACGCAAUCUCGGUACCAAUGGCGUGCCUUCAACAGCCAUCCCCGAGUGAGACUCACCACCAGCAGGGCGACAUGAACUAG
Messenger RNA from Lynx canadensis (Canada lynx), 738 nucleotides. RefSeq lists its product as uncharacterized. The transcript has 3 exons. Gene Ontology annotation, cellular component: cytosolic large ribosomal subunit. Bases 1 to 738 code for a protein of 245 amino acids. The record is from RefSeq and is a predicted model, not a curated record. Gene Ontology annotation, molecular function: protein kinase activator activity; ribonucleoprotein complex binding; structural constituent of ribosome. NCBI's taxonomy places the organism in Eukaryota, Metazoa, Chordata, Mammalia, Carnivora, Felidae. Gene Ontology annotation, biological process: cytoplasmic translation.